This is a messenger RNA of Malassezia japonica, 2043 nucleotides long. RefSeq lists its product as uncharacterized. Lineage: Eukaryota; Fungi; Basidiomycota; Malasseziomycetes; Malasseziales; Malasseziaceae. The transcript has 2 exons. The record is from RefSeq and is a predicted model, not a curated record. The coding region runs from base 1 to 2043 and encodes 680 amino acids. Gene Ontology annotation, molecular function: protein binding.
AUGAGCUCGAGUGGGUACCGUAGCUCGCCGCACAGCGACACGCGGAAGCGCCAGUCGAAGCGCGAUGAGGCAAUCCGUAGGCGUAUCGAGGGCGAGCUCAGCCGCAAAACCGGCAAGCCGUCCACCCCGCAGCAGCAGCGCCGCCGCCCGCCGACCGCCGGCACGGUGUCGGCGCUGCGUCCGCUGCCUGCACUCACUGUGCCGCAGUCGAUGAGCAUUACUGAUGCGAGUCAGCUGUGUGCGGCGAAGCGCACCGACUGUGUGCUGGUCGUCGACGACGAAGAGCACCUGGCAGGCAUCUUUACGGCCAAGGACCUCGCCUACCGCAUCGUCGCCGACGGGCUCGACCCCCGCAUGACGCCGGUCAGUGCAAUCAUGACCACCUCGCCGAUGGUCACGCGCGACACGACCAACGCCACCGAGGCGCUCAACACGAUGGUUAUGCGCGGCUUCCGCCACUUGCCGGUGUGCAACGAAGACGGCGACGUGGUCGGUCUGCUGGACAUUGCCAAGGUGUUCUACGAAGCUUUGGAGAAGCUCGAGCGUGCGCACGGCUCCUCGCAGAAGCUUUACAACGCGCUCGAGGGCGUGCAGAGCGAGUGGGGCGGCGGUGCCGUCGGGCCCCAGCAGGCGAUGAUGCAGUACGUCGAGACGCUGCGCCAGCGCAUGAGCAUGCCGGACCUGUCGACGAUCCUCGACUCGCGCACGCUCCCUGUGACGGUCGGCGUGCGCACGAGCGUCCGUGAUGCGGCGCGCCUCAUGAAGGAGCACCGCACUACGGCCGUCUGUGUGAUGGAGAACAGCGCGUCGAACCCGAUGGGCAACGCGACGAGCGGACAGGGCAUCGUGUCGGGCAAGAUCGCGGGUAUCUUUACCAGCAAGGACGUGGUCCUGCGUGUGAUUGCGGCCGGUCUCGACCCCAAGACGUGCAGCGUGGUCCGUGUGAUGACGCCGCAUCCCGACACGGGUGCACCGACGCUCAGCAUCCAGGAGGCGCUGCGCAAGAUGCACGACGGCCGCUACCUCAACCUGCCGGUGGUCGACGUCGAGACGCGCCUUGUGGGUGUGGUCGACGUCUUGAAGCUGACCUAUGCUACGCUCGAGCAGAUCAACAGCAUGAGCGACGAGGGCGGCGACGGCGCGGGCGGUCCCAUGUGGUCGCGUUUCUGGAACAGCUUUGGCCAGGGCACCGAGGACGGAAGUGCGGUAAGUGGCUCGCAGCGCCCCACCGAGUCGCAAAUGUCGCCGCAGGCGCUCGGCGUGGAUAUCUCCUCGGACGUGCACCCGAACGACAGUGCGAGCGCUGUGGGCGGCACGACGCAGGACGGCGGAUCGGCGGUCGAUGCCGCUGCGCUGCAGGAUGACGGCACCUACUUGUUCAAGUUUGUGACGCCCAGCGGCCGUGUGCACCGCUUCCAGGCGCGCUACGACAACUACGAUACGAUUCGCGAGAUUGUCUCGAUCAAGCUCGCCGGAGACCCGUUCUUUUUGGAUGCUUCAGCAGGUGCGUCUCAGGAGAGCGCGGAGCCUAUGCGCUCCGCGUUUGAUGAGGACGGUCGGUUGCCCAUGCAGAUAUUUACACCGCCGAUGCCUUCAGGUCCCCGUGUGAAUCCCCCGGAUAUCGAAGAUUACAACCUUGCGUACAAGGACGAUGAGGAUGACCUCGUCCUUAUCACCACCGACAGCGACGUGCAGGAUGCCGUUGCCGUUGCCAAGCACCAGAGCCGCGACCGCGUGCUGCUUGUGCUGCAGGGCGGCAAGUCGUGGGACGAGGCGGCAGGACGCGACGGCGGCUACAACGAGUACACCAGCGCCGCGUCCCUCGCCUCGGCCAACCGGCGGAAGCAGAAAGAGACCGCAGACGAGCAGCUGCGCAACGUGCAGGCCGACGAAAAAGCCGAGCGCAAGGCGCCGGCCGCAGCCGGCGGCAACGACAUGAUCCUUGGCUUCCUGCCCAAGGACCUUGCCCUGCCCGCUGCGAUCGGCUUCCUGGGCGUCGCUGUGCUUGGUGCAGUUGCUCUGACGAGGGUCAGUGCACGUUAG